UCUGCUCAUUCCGUGAUCAGCCUGAAUGUGGAGAGAAAUAUAAUAUUUGGUAGUCACAUUGGAUUAAGUGAGACCAAGAUAAUAUUUCUGGAAAGAUGCAGAAAUUAAUAUUCCUAGCUCUUUUCCUCUCUAUGGCGGUGGUCUGUGCAAAACGUCCAAAUUACGCAAGCCAAGGAAGACCUAAACUUCAGGCAUGUCGAUUGGACUGUAUAUAUGACUCCGUUAUGUGUUGUGCUCCAUGUCGUCUGCUUUUCCGCUCCUCUCGCCAAGGAUACCUGAACUGCGCCCGAGAUUGUGGAUAUGAACGAAGAGCAUGCUUCACCGCUUGUGCGUACGCCGAAAAGAAAGCGCUUGCCAAUGCACCCGUGGUCGCCAAAGAACAGGCGGUUGCACAGGAGGCUCAAGCGGCGACACAUGCUGCUCAUGCGUCAACGCAUGGUGCUAAUGCGGCGACACAAGCUGAUCACGUGGAAGUUGACGGAGAAGAGACAGGCGAAUCAAAUGAAUCAGUUGAAGAUUAAACCAAGCUGUUUGUUUCUGGAAGAUGGACAAAAUCCAUGCACCAAAGCCCACACGCCUGGAUAAUCUGGACAAUCAAAAUAUCAGUAUUCAAGGCAUGUAUGUGAAACGGGAAAAAAUGGCGCGGGUCUCACACGUACUUGAGUCAGACACUGUAUAGAUGAACUGUGAUAUAACUUAUCGUACUUUUUGAAUUAUUUAUUGAAAUAUUUUAGUUUUCGUUGAUAUUAAUGUUUAUAAAUAAAGAAAGAUAAAACGAUUGAACUAUUUGGGAUUGUCUUGGUUAUCCAGGUGUCUUUGCAAAAAAAGCACUCAAUUUUUAAAUAAAGCAAAAACAUUGAA
Messenger RNA from Saccostrea cuccullata (small rock oyster), 861 nucleotides. RefSeq lists its product as uncharacterized. Bases 96 to 521 code for a protein of 141 amino acids. NCBI's taxonomy places the organism in Eukaryota, Metazoa, Mollusca, Bivalvia, Ostreida, Ostreidae. The record is from RefSeq and is a predicted model, not a curated record. The transcript has 2 exons.